UUUUUCAAGCCAUCUUGACUGAAUAUUUAGCCUCAUCCAAGCAACAUUAAUUUGAUAUCUUCGGGAUUUUGCUACCCUCGAGUUGGGAAGUAGCAUCGUUUGAAAGCUUGAAACCAAAGCUAUGAAACCGGGUCGAGUUUGGGUGUUUGACCGGAGUCACAGCGGAGAACUGGAGUGCUGAAGAUGACGCUGUCGCUCCUGAAAUUACCGGCUAGCUAAGCUAACGGCUAGCAUGUCCGCCUUGGUUGUAGUCUGUCACUAGCUGACAUUUAGCUAGGUGCAGUUAUUCUGUUUGGCACUCGCACUGCAGAGGACGAUUUCACAAGGGAGCUAGUGUAAACUCCCAUGCAGAAGGUGAAGAGUUGGGAAUGUGAGACAGUUGUUAGCGGACUCAACAUGGGUAGGGGUCGAGGCAGAGGGAGAGGAAGGGGCAGGGGAUCGUCUGGCCAGCUGCGGCCCCCCUCGCCCUACAGACUGCAGCUCUCUCCGUCCAGGGAGACUUUGACGUACGCUCAGGCACAGAAGAUAGUGGAAGUGGACCUAGAGGGAAGGCUCCAUCGGAUAAACAUCACGGAUCUUCUGCCAGUUAUCACGGAGGAUGAGAUGAUGGCCCAGGACAUUGCUGAGUGCAACAGCAACAAGGAGAACAGUGAACAAACGCAAAGUAAAACCAGAUCGUGGAGGAAACCUUCAAACAGUAAAAGCAGGAAGAGUGGUAAAAAUACAUCUCACCAGAACCAACGUUCAGGCUCCCAGCAGCACACAGGACCUACUAAUUCCCUCCAGCACCCGUCUCACCAAAUCCCUCUGCCUGAGCCAGUCUUUCGUGUGCUGACUUCAGUUAGCCCCUCAGAGGCGCCUCCUCUCCCAACAGCCUACUAUCGUUACAUAGAGAAGUCAGUGGAGGAGCAGGACAGUGUGGCUGAGUAUGACAUGGACGAGGAGGACCUGGCCUGGCUGGAGAUGGUAAACCAAAAGAGAGUGUCUGACGGCCAUGCGUCUGUAUCUGCAGACACUUUUGAGCUGCUGAUCGACCGCCUAGAGAGGGAAUCCAUCUUGGAGUCGCGCAGCCAGGCUCUGUCUCAGAGUGCCGUCGACGAGGAUGCUUUCUGCUGCGUCUGCCUGGAUGAUGAAUGUCUGAACAGUAAUGUCAUCCUCUUCUGUGACAUCUGCAAUCUGGCUGUCCACCAAGAGUGUUACGGUGUGCCCUACGUACCUGAGGGUCAGUGGCUGUGCCGCUGCUGCCUGCAGUCCCCCUCCCGUCCUGUAGACUGUGUGCUCUGUCCCAACAGAGGAGGUGCCUUCAAACAGACAAGUGAUGGACGUUGGGCCCAUGUUGUCUGUGCCAUAUGGAUCCCAGAGGUGUGCUUUGCCAACACAGUGUUUCUGGAGCCUGUCGAGGGGGUCAAGAACAUCCCUCCUGCUCGCUGGAAGCUCACCUGCUACCUGUGUAAGCAGAAAGGCAGAGGAGCAUCCAUUCAGUGCCACAAAGCCAACUGCUACAGGGCCUUUCACGUCACCUGCGCCCAGAAGGCCGGCCUGUUCAUGAAGAUAGACCCAGUCCGGGAGACCGGAGUCAACGGUACCACCUUCUCUGUGAAGAAGACUGCUUUCUGUGAGCAUCAUUCUCCAGUGGGGUCUAGGCGGGACGGGUCUGGAGAUGAGUCGGUUGAGGGGAGGCUGGUGGGGGGCAGGGGUAACCGAGGUCAAAGGUCCUACACUCAAAGCCCGCCACCACCAACAUCAAACAAGAAGGCAACCAAGGGUCAGAAGAAGAAGAACACAAAGGGGUCGACACGUCGAUCAACUGUGCCUGUGCUGCUUGUGCCUCAGAUCCCCUCUCACAGGCUGAACAAGAUCUGCACAGGAGUGGAAGUCCAGAGGAAGAAUCAGUUCAUGCAGAGGCUUCAUAACUACUGGUUACUGAAACGACAGUCACGAAAUGGGAUGCCUUUAAUACGCCGACUUCAUUCCCAUCUACAAGCCCACAAGGCUGCAGAGCAGAGGGAGCCUGAUGAGAAGCUGUGUGCUGCAAGAGAGGAGCUACGAUACUGGCAGAAGUUGAGGCAAGACCUGGAAAGAGCCAGGCUUUUGGUGGAGCUAAUCCGCAAGAGAGAGCGGCUAAAGAGAGAACAGAUGAAAAUCCAGCAGGCUGCUCUUGAGUUGAAGUUGACCCCUGCGUUGGUGCUUCUGCGAUCCACCUUGGAACAACUGCAGGAGAAGGACACGGCGAAAAUCUUCUCGCAGCCUGUCGACCUGUCAGAGGUCCCAGAUUAUCUGGAGUUUAUUUCCCAACCCAUGGACUUCUCCACCAUGUGCAGCAAACUGGAGGGGCACGCCUACUGCUCCAUCACGGACCUAGAGAAAGACUUUAACCUCAUGAUCUCCAACUGCCUCAAAUACAACUCCAAGGACACCAUGUUUCACAAGGCAGCCUUACAACUGCGGGAGGUGGGUGGAGCCAUUCUCCGCCACGCCCACAGGCAGUCUCAGAGCAUCGGCUUGGACCCCAGCACGGGCAUGCAUCUCCCAGAGUCUCCGAACAAACAUGGCUUCUACAACUGCACGUGGGAUGAUGUCGACUCCCUUUUGAACCCAGAGAACAGACUGCACUUAACCACAGAAGAACAGCUGAAGGCCUUACUGGACAAACUGGACAUGGUUGCAUCCAUGCGCACCAGUGGUGGUCGAACCAAACGCAUCAGGCUGCUGCGCAGGGAGAUCAACGCUCUCAGACAGAAGAUGAACCAGCAGCAGCAAAACUCUCAGCCUGUGAAUGGCAAUGACAAGGAGGAGGAAGGAAAAGAAGAGGAAGAGGAGGAGGAGGAAGAAGAAGAGGAGGAGGAGGAGAAGGAAAAGAAAAAGGGGCAGACAAAUAUUGUUGAUGAUGGGCCUUUGACAUCAGUGUCCAGCUCUGCGACUGACGACCUUCCACCUGUGCUAGAACUCACCUGCCCAGUAUCAUCACCGCUGCCAGGAGAUGCUCCUCUCGAACCUCCCGUCCUGGGCAUUGUACCUGGAGGGCGAAGGUCACCCGGACGCUCCUACAAGCGUCAGAGGUCAUCCCGUAGUGGGAGCAAAAGCCAAGGUGAAGAUGAGGCAGAAGUUGGUGAAACGCCAUCUUCCCAACAGGAAGCUGUUCACGAGGUUACUCCGCUGGGAACACCUCCCACACUGCCCUUGGCUGGAGUUGGUCGCCGUACGUCUGUUCUAUUUAAGAAAGCUAAAAAUGGGGCACGAAUGGUAAAAAAGUCCCCAUCACAACAGAACGAGAAGACGUCAGAGGGUAAAGCAAAUGGAUUGGACACGACCCCUUCUAGCCCAAAUUCACCCAGUGUGACCAACAUCACCACCUUACCUCCCACUCCGAACGCUUCUCCUACACCUCCCUCUCCUUCCUCACACCACCUGAGGUCCAGAGGCCCCAGCUCAGACAGUGAGGCAAACAAACUCCCUCAACCACCCAGAGAAGGAGCAGGCCUGACUAAUGGAAAGCACACCUCAGCAGAUCACGAUGAGGACGACCAAAAACUAAACUGUAGUGUCCCACCACCCAAACGAAGCCGUGGUAAACCUGCACUGGCAAAAGUUCCUGGCAGUGAGAAUGGAGACAUCUGUGGGUCUGGACAGUCUACGCUUCUGUCUUUAGAUAGUGAUACCGAGCUUGGACCUCUGGACCUAGUAUGGGCCAAAUGCAGAGGAUAUCCAUCAUACCCAGCAAUGAUUGUUGACCCAGACAUGCCCCAGGAAGGGCUUCUUCACAACGGCAUCCCCAUUCCAGUGCCUCCUGUGGAGGUACUCAAACUGGGCGAGUGGAGAGAAACGGAAGAGGGCGAAAAGCUCUUCUUAGUGCUCUUCUUUGACACCAAAAGAACUUGGCAAUGGCUCCCUCGGAACAAACUACUGCCAAUGGGGAUGGAUGACACUGUAGACAAACUGCGCUUAAUGGAGGGCAAGAAACCCAGUGUUCGCAAGUCUGUACACACUGCAUACGACCGGGCCAUGGUGCAUUUAAACCACGUGAGAGGAAACCUAAAUUUCACUCCCUCCAAUUUUAUAUAAAAUUUUAGUUUCAAGAUUUUAUGAAAGUAACAGGCCGUCUGGUUAUAUGUAUAGAAGCUUCAUCAAUGCUCUUAAGAAGGAGGGAAAGUAAAACAAAGGGUUAACAUUUCCAACAGCUGGUGGUAUUUGAAGGUUUUCUGCAUAAAACUGUUCUGAUUUAAGUGCUUGAAGACAUUUUCCUAGAUGAAUUUGUUCAUUUCUCCAUGUAAUUUUUUGUAAGAGAUUUUACACAACCACUGUUGCUAUGUGUUCAUAUAAAGUUUUUAUUUAAGGCCAAAGUGAGUCAAGACUCUGGUGAGGAAAGUGUAAAUAUUGAAUUGUCAAAGGGAUCGUCUUGAUUCAAAACAUAUUUAGAUUGUAUUUGCCAUUGAAAUGUCACUGUGUUUAAUGAGGUGUGAAAGUCCCACUUAGUGUUCAUGUCAUAUCUGGACUCCACAGAGGUUUGGCUCAGACAGCUAUGAAAGGAAAUUUAAAAGUUUUGCCAUCAAAAAAUGCAUUUUAAGCAUUUUUCUCUCCAAAUAAAUGUGAAAGGCACCAAACCCAAAACCAUUUAUUCAGAUACUCCCUCCACUGAAUCACAUAGCAUCCCGUCUUUAAGUCACUACUGAUGUUAAAGCUGAAGUACAGGACUUUAUACAUAAAAAUUAAAAUCCCUUGGCAAACAAGUUCACACAGUUCUGAUUAAGCCUAUCAUCACCAGGAAAAGCUCUCUGUAUUUCACAGUAUACUGGAGAUGUGUUGUCUGUGCUGACUUUCCUGCGCUGGCGCACUGAAAGUCAGAGUCCUGCACCCACAAAGCUCAGUGUUGGAACCAACCAGUUAGCCAAAAUGAUCCCCAAAUCAAAUCCAGAUCUGACUUGGCCUGUGAUUGAACACACCAUUUUGCUGUUACACCGUUUUGUGUAAUGGACGGUCCCAGUUGGCGCUCGCUCAGUCAUCUCCCACUUGAUUGUGCCACAUAUCCAAAGUCACUGCCCCCUUGCUGCCAGUCAGCUGCAUCCUGAGCUCUGCAGUUAUGUUUUAUCGAACGUCCUCUGCCUAAUUUGUCAAGCAGAAGCUGCUGAGUGUCUACACAGCCAGCUUGGACACCUAUUAUUACUUAUGCUGUCACCCGCUGCCCAUCCACAUUUAGUUUUGAAUCUUACAUCAGCCAGCCCGAGCUAAAAGGGGCAGGAAGUGGGGAGAGCCCAUAGAAGCUCCGAGUAGGAUGGAAGCUGUGGUAAAAAAAAAUCCUAAAAAGCGACCAUGUAAAGUUUCUGUAGUGGAUGCCCCAUUUAAAAAAAGAAAUUCAGCCUUCAGGGGAGUAUUAAAUAAAAAAAAAAAAAAGACUUGAACAGAGUUCUGCUGGAGGCAAUGGAGAUGUGUGGAACUCACCUGCAGGCAUACAUCAUAAACAUGUGUCAGCAAUGUGCAGUUACUCUCACUGCUGGAGGGGGGAGACAAAACGUCUGUGCUACAGCUUUAAACAGAGCAUUACUCAAAAAGAAACAGAUCAAACCUGCUCAAGCUGGCACUGACAUUAAAGUUAAAGCUAAACCCAAAGUGGAGCGUUUGAAUCCUAGAGUAUGUUUUGGGUUUGUACACACCACAUUUAUUCAACAGUUCUGAGAACUACUCAGUAGAUUCAACAAGAAAGAAAUUCAAUCUGAAAUGAAUAGAAAUGCUGAUACUGGCUGCCGAUGCAAACAUUCUCGAACUUUUAGUCCAGCUACGACGUGUUGUCAGUGGGACUUUAGAGGUCUUUACUUAUUUUUCCAUAUUGUGAAACUGUAUUAUGAUACUAGAAUGUUGGAGUACCCGGUGCAGCUACUUGCUUGGUGAGAUGUGAAGCCACUACAGAAAUGAAGCUGAUUAUUUUGUGGUUCUGACAAACGUCUACUGCGAUCACUCACUGAAUAUCUUGCAAUUUGUUUGCAAAUCUGGCUGAAAUGACUUGAAAAGCACAAUCGGUCUGUUUAAAAAAGGAAAAAAAAAGCAGAACUUGUAGGAUUGGUGACUCCUGGAGCCAUAUAUGUGGCAAAAACUUUAUGUGUGUGUGUGUACAGUAUAUACAUAUAUGAAUACAACCUCAGUGUAGUAAAGGUGCAUGUGUAUAGUUUUGUAAAUAUGUAAAUGUAUGUUUAUAUUGGCUUACAUGAAGUAAUUUAAGGAAUGCAAAAAUCAAAUUUAGAUUUUAAUUUAUAAUUUGUGGCAGUCAAGAGUGUUAUUUAAAAAGUAAACUAUUGAAAAGAUUUAUGUAUGAUGCUAAGUAGCUCUUUGUAAUAGUGAUGGUAUUCACAAACAUGUCAGAAUAUAUUCUCUAGAAGUGAGGCGGCACAAGACCUGAGCUCUGUAGGCGGCAGCGACCACACUCGUCUACAAGAGUUGUUUGGUUUGGGGUUUUUUUUUCCUCUUGGGUGGCACGGGAGAUUUUUGAUCUUGUCAUUUGAAUUGUACUGCAAGAUCUAUAAUCUGCCUUUGACAAUAUUUUCU
This is a messenger RNA of Epinephelus fuscoguttatus (brown-marbled grouper), 6534 nucleotides long. It is a transcript of the gene brpf3a, whose product is annotated as bromodomain and PHD finger containing, 3a. The coding region runs from base 346 to 4062 and encodes 1238 amino acids. The transcript has 13 exons. Gene Ontology annotation, cellular component: MOZ/MORF histone acetyltransferase complex. Gene Ontology annotation, biological process: regulation of transcription by RNA polymerase II. Gene Ontology annotation, molecular function: protein binding. NCBI's taxonomy places the organism in Eukaryota, Metazoa, Chordata, Actinopteri, Perciformes, Serranidae. The record is from RefSeq and is a predicted model, not a curated record.